Molecule: messenger RNA, 2534 nt
Organism: Gymnodraco acuticeps
Lineage: Eukaryota; Metazoa; Chordata; Actinopteri; Perciformes; Bathydraconidae
Gene: tdh
Product: L-threonine dehydrogenase
Exons: 9
Coding region: 164-1288 (374 amino acids)
Biological process (GO): L-threonine catabolic process
Molecular function (GO): L-threonine 3-dehydrogenase activity
Source: RefSeq, a predicted model, not a curated record
AUGGCCGCUGAUAUAUAGUGAAGCUGAUGCAACACCGGCCGGAGAUAACACGAGCAUCACGUCAGAGUACUGCAGCUCAGAGGAGGAAACAGCAUCUCAUCCUCACAAAGCGACUCAGGAGUUUUUACCGUUUACCUCCUGAAGAAGAAUAACCGGUACCAGCAUGCCUGUCCUCAGAGCCCUCAGUAAGGUGGUCAAGCAGACCCUGCUUGGCAGCCCGGGGUGCAGCUGCCAGCCCCUCACGGUGGCUGUGCGCAACAUCAGCUUCUCCCCUCGCCAGGUGACGUCUGAUGCCAGCUUCCACUCUGUGUCCUUCUCAGAAACAGACCACCCCAAGGUGCUCAUCACAGGUGGUCUGGGACAGCUCGGGGUGGGGCUUGCCAAAAUGUUAAGAAAGAAGUUUGGAAAGAAUAACGUCAUCCUGUCCGACAUCAGGAAACCUCCCAGCAGCGUUUUCCAUAGUGGCCCCUUCAUCUACUCAGACAUCCUGGACUACAAGAACCUGCGGGAGAUUGUGGUGAACAACCGCAUCACUUGGCUGUUUCACUACAGCGCCCUGCUCAGUGCUGUUGGAGAGGCCAACGUGGCCCUGGCGCGCUCCGUAAACAUCACCGGGCUUCACAACAUCCUGGACAUCGCAGCGGAGCACGGCCUGCGUCUGUUUGUCCCCAGCACUAUUGGAGCCUUCGGUCCCACUUCUCCCAGAAACCCCACUCCAGAUCUGUGUGUGCAGAGACCUCGCACCAUCUAUGGGGUCUCCAAAGUGCAUGCAGAGCUGAUGGGAGAGUAUUACCACCACCGUUACGGCCUGGACUUCCGCUGUCUCCGCUACCCAGGGAUCAUUUCUGCUGACUCCAUGCCAGGGGGUGGGACAACAGACUAUGCCGUCCAGAUUUUCCACGAUGCGAUCAAAAGUGGGAAAUUCGAGUGCAACCUGAGACCCGACACGCGGCUGCCCAUGAUGUACAUCGACGACUGCCUGCGCGCCACGCUGGAGGUGAUGGAGGCCCCCGUUGACACGCUGAGCAUGAGGACCUACAACAUCAAUGCCAUGAGCUUCACCCCCGAGGAACUGGCCCAGGAGCUGCAGAAGCAGAUGCCCGAGCUGGAGGUCACGUAUGACGUGGACCACGUACGGCAGGCCAUCGCUGACAGUUGGCCGAUGAACUUCGAUGACUCCAACGCACGGAAGGAGUGGGGCUGGAAGCACGAUUACGAUCUCCCAGAGCUCAUCCAGACCAUGCUGAACUACCUAAGCUCGGAGACGCGAGUUGCUCGUGCUAACUGAGGGAUGCUCACCAUCGGUCCGAGUAUUCAUUGUACAUAAUGUAAAGACUGACCAAAGAGAAACCUGGCCUGUACAUAGUCAUUCUCUCACUUCUCUGUAAAACCAGAAGGGCUCUGCUUGCCUGGCACACCGUGUCUCCAGAAUGAAAAGGUCAGUGCAACGGAGACACUCCUCCCGCUCCCGUCUACUCCCUGCUUCGCUUUUGCCUCAUUUUUUCUGCUUGAAAAUCUGGGUGAGGAGCAGUGUGACGGUGGAAUGUUGUCUGCAGUGUCAAGGAUAACAACGUGGCCUGUGAAAACUUGUUUGGAUUAAGAAGAAGAUGACUUGUAUGUUAAUGAAUUGUUGCAAAAAUCUAUUUAACAAACUGAGAAUGUUACCUUUUUGUAAGUGUUUCCACUUGUUAUUCUUUGGAGAUCCAAAUAGUUUUGCUUUUAAAGGAAUUUAAAAAAAGCUCCUGUGGCUUAAAUCAAGUUAAUUUAGUUUCCUUUUGUUGUGUCCUUUGAUGCACUUUAGACAGAUUCCUGUUAAAAUUACUGACAUUAUCUUAUCACCUGCAGGGGGCAGUGAAUCUGUAUUUUGAGCAGUGUGCAGAGUUAUUAUAAAGAACUGUUCUGUUUAUUCCACGUUAUUUAUUCUCUCUGGGUGUUUCUCAAUGUCGAGGAAGGCUACUCCAGAGCCACUAUUUCAAGCAUACUACGUCAUCGAGUUACUUGGAAUUCUACUGAGGCCGGCGUACUUCGUAGCGAGAAAUUUCGAGGCUGCACAUGUAUAGACUCCGCCUUCUUAAAAUCCCCACAAUGCUUUGCGCACGGACCAAUUUCCAAAUCUUUGGCGGAAGAAGAGCUCCCUUUAAGGCGGGGCCUCGAAUAUGACGCACACUUGUUAGCCUGUUCCACAAUUCUUUGUUUUCCGAGGCUAGGAAGGAAUCUUGCCUCGCUUCUGAAGCAAGUGACUCGGAAGACAUGUGCUACCAAGCAAGCGUCCUCGACAUUGAGAAACACCCUGCGUUUGUCUUAAACAUCAGGGAGCUUCACCGAGUGAAAGCAUUCCUUAAGUGUUCUACCUGUCCACUUUAAUAUAUAUUUUUUUUUCAUCAACUAUGCUGGAUUAAUUUGAAAAUGCUUCUUUAUGCCACUUUUGUGUUUGCCACAUUUAGUGGUUUCUGUAUUUGGACAUUUGAAAUGAAAUCGGUUAAUUAUGUUCUUCCAAUCACACAAGCUUUGACAAUAAAAUAUUUUUCCACAUA